Messenger RNA from Triplophysa rosa, 3296 nucleotides. RefSeq names its product HNF1 homeobox Ba (gene hnf1ba). The coding region runs from base 1 to 1683 and encodes 560 amino acids. Gene Ontology annotation, cellular component: nucleus. Gene Ontology annotation, molecular function: RNA polymerase II cis-regulatory region sequence-specific DNA binding; DNA-binding transcription factor activity, RNA polymerase II-specific. NCBI's taxonomy places the organism in Eukaryota, Metazoa, Chordata, Actinopteri, Cypriniformes, Nemacheilidae. The transcript is spliced from 9 exons. Gene Ontology annotation, biological process: pancreas development; positive regulation of DNA-templated transcription; regulation of transcription by RNA polymerase II. The record is from RefSeq and is a predicted model, not a curated record.
AUGUUUGCAAAAAUGGUUUCCAAGUUAACUUCUUUGCAGCAAGAGCUUUUGAGCGCCUUAUUGGACUCCGGAGUUACCAAAGAUGUGCUUCUUCAAGCUUUGGAGGACCUGGAUCCAAGCCCGAGCGGUUAUGGAGUUAAACUGGAUAGUCUUCAGAUGUCUCCCUCCAGUUCCAAACUCAAUGGGAGUGAUACGGAUUCAAAACCGGUUUUUCACACGCUGACCAAUGGACACAGUAAAGGAAAGUUAUCAGGGGACGAGGGCUCGGAGGACGGGGAUGAUUACGAUACACCGGCAAUACUAAAAGAGCUGCAGGCUCAAAAUACAGAGGAGGCAGCAGAGCAGAGGGCAGAAAUCGAGCGAAUUUUGGCCGAAGACCCUUGGCGCGCGGCCCGUAUGAUCAAAGGCUACAUGCAGCAGCACAAUAUACCCCAGCGCGAGGUGGUGGAUGUGACGGGCCUCAACCAGUCGCACCUGUCGCAGCACCUGAAUAAAGGCACGCCUAUGAAAACGCAGAAGCGCGCGGCACUGUACACCUGGUACGUCAGGAAGCAGCGCGAGAUUUUGCUACAAUUCAACCAGGCCACGCAAGGCUCCGGCAGCAACAUGUCCGACAAAGGCAGUCAGGAUCAAGUGCUACUGUUCUUCUCUGAGUAUAGUCAGUCCACGCCAAGUAUGGUGCAGUCACAAGAAGAUGCUAGCCUUGAACCUGCUUGCAAGAAGCUCAGGCGCAACCGUUUCAAAUGGGGUCCUGCGUCCCAACAGAUCCUCUACCACGCUUAUGAAAGACAGAAGAACCCCAGCAAAGAGGAGAGAGAGGCACUGGUGGAGGAAUGUAACCGAGCUGAGUGCAUCCAGAGAGGAGUAUCUCCAUCCAAAGCUCAGGGUCUUGGCUCCAACCUGGUCACAGAGGUGCGAGUCUACAACUGGUUUGCCAACAGGAGAAAAGAAGAAGCAUUUAGGCAGAAGUUGGCUAUGGAUGCCUACACCGGGCCGACGCACAGUCUUAACUCCCUCCUCUCUCACGGUUCUCCUCAUCACCCGCAAACCAGUAACUCCCCACCAAGCAAAAUGCAAGGUGUCAGGUACAGCCAACAGGCUUCCGGCGAAGUCAGUUCUUCCACGACGAUCAAUCACCAUAGCGGCAACGCAAUGGCGACCAGCCAGUCAGUGUUACAGCAGGUCUCUCCGGGGGCCCUGGACCCCAGCCAUAGCCUCCUGUCACCUGACGCCAAGAUGAUCUCUGUAUCCGGUGGAGGUCUUCCUCCUGUCAGCACCCUCACCAACAUCCACGCAUCCCACCACAUGCACCAUCAGACCCCCAACCUCAUAAUGCCCCUCUCGGGAGUCAUGGCCAUCGCACAGAGUUUGAACACAUCGCAGGGGCAGACGGUACCCGUCAUCAACAGUAUCGCAGGCAGCCUGGCAGCGCUGCAGCCCAUGCAGUUCUCGCAGCAGCUGAACAGCCCACAUCAACAUCUUAUGCAACAGUCGCCCAGCCACAUGUCCCAGCAGCCCUUCAUGGCAUCCGUCUCACACUCACACAUGUACACACACAAGCAGGAGCCACCCCAGUAUUCACAUCCGUCUCGAUUUCCCCCCAUGGUGGUUACGGACGCCAACAGCCUCAGUACCCUGAGCUCAAUGUCCUCCAGCAAACAGUGUCCACUACAGGCCUGGUGAGCGUGUGCAUGACUUCCCGAUGCCUAGCAACAGGAGCACAUCCUUUCCAUUCCCCCUCAUCACACCCGUAUCUAUGGCAACCUAUAAUACGCACUAACGGCGCACUGGACGAUGUGUUAGUCAAUAAACCAUGGACUGAGGUGGGACUUAUCUGUGCUGCGAGAACACCAAGAACCAGACUGUCAGGUUGUUUUGUUCCAACGUCAAGUGUGAAGACUUUGGUCCUUUGAUCAACAAGGAAUGAUGCCAUUUCAAGUUCGAACUACAGUGACAGUAUUUUAUUUCCCAUCGUAAUGGAAAAAAAACAUAUCAAAGAAGGUCUUUGAAGAACAAAUGGAUAGGAAAUAACGUGGUUAAAUGAAGCUCCAAAUACAAAAACUCAAGAACGCUGCGAUGGAAAAGCUCCUGGUACCCAACCGAAUGCAAGGUUGUUUUCCUCGGACAGGAGCACAAUACAUGUUCGUGUUUUUCUGAAAACCUUCUAGUUGAACAGUGGAUUCAAUGACAAUCAGCAGAUGAUGCAACCGUGGGGUUUAUAAAGAAGUCUUCCAUAAUGCAUAGACAAUGUUCUGUACAGUUGGAUGUAAAUAGAAACGAUUAUUAUAUCAUUAUUAUUUCUUUUGUCUGAAGGAUGUACAUAUUUGAUAGUCCACAUUUGUUGUUUUAUUUGUCUUGUUGAAAAAAUGUAAACUGUGAUUCAGGAUGUGACAAUCUUUGGAAAUGUAGGACUAUGCAAUGUGUCGGAGAACGCAGUUUAGAUUUGCGGUGGGACUUUCAAUUAAUGCAAAUCUGUUUUUGACACUGAAACUUAACUGAAGAAACAAACCUUAAAAGUAAGAAAAUGCGACAAAGCGGGAUAAUAUGGCUGAAUUGUAUAGAUAGAUCUCUCUCAGUGACUUUUUUUAUUACAGACUGAUUUGAUAAGAACGGCUUUUCUGUGCCAGCAUUUAGAUGGUGAAAUUUCAUGGUAUGACCAAACCUUUAUCCAAAUUAUACCGGAUUAACUAAGAGAGACGGUCGAUCAGAGAAACGGAUAACUCGUUCGUCAUUCACCCUUUGUGAUAAUGGUGGGGAAUAAUGAGGUGCCGUUGUAAUCUAAAUAUUGGCCUACAAUUAAGCCUUCAUUGUCAUGGGAUGUUAGGACUAUGUAGUGCAAUAGAACACAGCAUCCUGUUGAAAUGGCAGUGUCGUGGCAGCAUUACUUUUGUUAUCAGUUGGGAAAUGUGAUAGGAAGAUGUUGUCUCAUUCGGCAUUUCAAACAGUUUUACCUGCUCACACAACUGACCUUGUUUCCUGUGCAUUUUUACGUGUACAUCCAUGAAUUUUAAACUGUGUGUCAACUUAAAUCGUCUUUUCGAAAAACCGAAGAAACAAUUUUUAGACCCAUCUGAGAGUUGAAUACUUUUCAAAAGGUCACUUCUGUGUUUUAAUGGGGUAAUGUUGACUAUGAACCCACUGCCAGUCGAGCUGUGAUUACAGUGCUGUUUUCUGCUGGAUUUAUACAAAAUGUGAUUCUCUCCGCGUUGUAUUAUUUUUGUAUAAAAUGAAAUCAAUCUUUUAAAAUCACUAUUUAUGCCUUACCGAAAAAAGUAAAGUUUUUCUUCAAGAUUAAA